Mandrillus leucophaeus (drill) is the source of this 3545-nucleotide messenger RNA. It is a transcript of the gene TMC3, whose product is annotated as transmembrane channel-like 3. Gene Ontology annotation, cellular component: plasma membrane. The record is from RefSeq and is a predicted model, not a curated record. The transcript is spliced from 22 exons. Gene Ontology annotation, molecular function: mechanosensitive monoatomic ion channel activity. NCBI's taxonomy places the organism in Eukaryota, Metazoa, Chordata, Mammalia, Primates, Cercopithecidae. The coding region runs from base 36 to 3338 and encodes 1100 amino acids.
GCCAGCUUCUGAUCGUUAGCAGUCUGUUGACUCCCAUGAAAACCUCAAAGGCAUCCCAGCGCUAUAGAGGCAUCCGGAGAAAUGCCAGUCAGUGCUACCUCUACCAGGAAUCUCUGCUGCUCAGCAACUUGGAUGACAGCUUUAGUGCUGAUGAAACAGGGGACAGCAAUGAUCCAGAACAAAUCUUCCAGAAUAUACAGUUCCAGAAAGAUCUCAUGGCAAACAUUCGCUGCAGACCCUGGACUAUGGGACAGAAGCUGAGGGCAUUGAGACGAGCGAAGGACAUUGUACUAAAGUUCGAAGGGAGGCUGACCAGGACCCGAGGCUACCAAGCAGCAGGUGCAGAGCUCUGGCGGAAAUUUGCUCGUCUCGCCUGUAACUUUGUGGUCAUCUUCAUUCCCUGGGAAAUGAGGAUAAAGAAAAUUGAGAGUCAUUUUGGAUCUGGCGUUGCCUCCUAUUUCAUAUUCUUGAGAUGGUUAUUUGGAAUUAAUAUUGUGCUCACCAUUAUGACAGGUGCUUUUAUUGUCAUUCCAGAGCUGAUUGCAGGCCAGCCCUUUGGAAGCACGGCCAGAAAGACCAUCCCCAAGGAGCAGGUUUCAUCAGCCCAAGACCUGGACACCGUCUGGUCUCUGGGGGGCUACCUCCAGUACUCAGUCCUCUUCUACGGAUACUAUGGCAGGGAGAGGAAGAUCGGGAGAGCUGGCUACCGGCUGCCCUUGGCAUAUUUCCUAGUGGGGAUGGCAGUGUUUGCUUACAGCUUCAUCAUUCUUUUAAAAAAGAUGGCUAAGAACUCCCGCAUGAGCCUUGCCAGUGCUUCCAAUGAAAACUACACCUUCUGCUGGCGGGUGUUCUGUGCCUGGGAUUACCUCAUUGGAAACCCAGAGGCUGCAGAGAGCAAAACAGCUGCCAUCGUGAACAGCAUCAGGGAAGCUAUACUGGAAGAACAGGAGAAAAAGAAAAGCAAAAACCUGGCAGUGACCAUCUGCCUGAGGAUUAUUGCCAACAUCCUGGUGCUUCUCUCAUUGGCUGGAAGCAUUUAUCUCAUCUACUUUGUGGUGGACCGGUCCCAGAAGCUGGAGCAGUCGAAGAAGGAGCUGACACUUUGGGAAAAGAAUGAGGUCAGUGUGGUGGUCUCCCUCGUCACCAUGAUAGCACCAUCAGCCUUUGACCUCAUUGCUGCCUUAGAGAUGUACCACCCCAGGACCACGCUGCGCUUCCAGCUUGCAAGGGUCCUUGUGCUGUAUCUGGGAAAUCUCUACAGCCUGAUCAUUGCUCUCCUGGACAAGGUUAACAGCAUGAGCAUUGAGGAAAUGGCUACCAAAAAUAACACAAGUCAUUGGAUAGAUUCUACCACCUUCUUUGCAACCAGGACAGCCCCUGAAGAAGAGAAAUGGUCCACAUCUCGGCCUGGAAUGGGGCUCAGGAGAAACAGCACAUGGGCCUUGGAAGAGACCAGCAUUUCAGCUUACACCAUGCCUCUCAUAAAGGCGAACAGGACUAGCCUCUACCCUCAGAGUCCACAAGACCAGUGCUGGGAGACAUACGUCGGUCAGGAGAUGCUGAAGCUCUCCAUCAUUGACAUGCUCUUCACCGUGGCGAGCAUUCUGCUCAUAGACUUCUUCCGAGGACUUUUCGUGCGGUACUUAAGUGACUACUGGUGUUGGGAUCUGGAAAACAAGUUUCCUGAAUAUGGAGAAUUCAAAAUAGCUGAGAAUGUGCUACAUUUAGUCUACAACCAAGGAAUGAUUUGGAUGGGGGCCUUCUUCUCCCCAUGUCUCCCAGCAUUCAACGUUCUCAAACUCAUUGGGCUCAUGUACCUGAGGAGCUGGGCUGUGCUGACCUGCAAUGUGCCCCACCAGCAAGUAUUUCGAGCCUCAAGAUCCAACAACUUCUACUUGUCAAUGCUCCUGUUCAUGCUGUUUCUGUGCAUGCUGCCAACUAUUUUUGCUAUUGUCCGAUACAAGCCAUCUCUAAACUGUGGGCCAUUCAGUGGACAAGAGAAAAUUUAUGACAUUGUGUCAGAAACGAUUGAGAAAGACUUUCCCGUGUGGUUUGGCUCCGUGGUUGGGCACAUCAGUAGCCCCGUGGUCAUCCUGCCUGGGGUACUCCUGCUUUUCAUGCUCAUCUAUUAUCUCCAGAGCAUCGCACGGUCGCUAAAGCUCAGCAACCACCAGCUCAAAAUGCAGAUCCAAAAUGCAAGAUCAGAGGAUAAGAAAAAGGUUGCCCAGAUGGUAGAAGCCCGAAUCCAGACCCAGGAAGAAAGCACCAAGAAGCUUCCAAACAACAGUGAUCUUACCAGCCAGCUGUCCUCUGCGCACUCGGGCACACCCCAAAACAACGGCAACGUGGUCCAUUUUGACUCAGGGAGCAGCAAGGGUGGCAGGAUAGAGACAGUCGCACAGUCCAUGCCCCAGAGCCCCAGGCCAGGGGACAGGGCUCCUAGCUCACCUCUCCCUGGGGUCUCCAAAUCCAGGCUAGAGCAUGAAACUAACAGGUAUCUGCGUGGUCUGUGUGCAAGCACCAGCGACCUUCACAGGAACAGAUCGCGCACACCUAUGACAUUUACAAAGCACAUCGAAGAUGUACACUCAGAACCUCUUUUCCGAAAAGACUUUCAGCAAAUGAACCCACCUCACCGUGGACCAGAGGCCUCGACUUUGGUGACACAGGGUCCCAAGCCCCACACCCCCAGAUACUAUGUCGUUAAUGAACGUGACUCUUACAAGAAAAAACAUCUAAAUGUCUGGCCAGAAAGACAUUUCAAGAUAGAUGCUUCAGGUGACAUUGUGGAGCUGUACCCUAGGAACAUGCAACAAUAUGCAUCCUGGGUCCCCUGCCAGCCUCCCUCCCCACAGCUGAGUGAAGAAGAGGAAGAGACGCCAAGGAGAGACUGGAUCAAACAGUCUCUUCCCCCACGCUCUCUGAUAGACCUCCGUCAGGCUCCUCAUUUUUAUAUUGGGGAGAGGUCCGAAAGUCAGAACCUGGCUCCCAAGCACCAGGGGAGGGUGCACUACAAGUUGUGGAAGGAAGAUUUUGAGGGUCACCUUGAGAGGCCAGCCUAUGUGCCCAAAAAGCCACGAUCCCGGAAUUUCCAAUACCCACAGCCCCCUCUGAAGCCCAGAGGGAAGCCCAGGUUUGAGCCAUCCCUCACGGAAUCUGACUCCGUGUCGGCAGCAUCCAGCAGUGACCAGCAGAACAGCAGUGCUGACCAGUACCUGCAGGUCACCCACAGCCAGGGCAGGUUCCCGAGGUCCGUGGGCCAGCCCAGCAGGAGGAAGGCCAAGUCAGGGCAGGAGCUGACCAUGGAUCUGGAUGACUUGAUUUGUUCAAAUGUCUAGGCUUCCUCCAGUGUCCGGUUCCUAGAGGUCAGGCCCCUAUUGGAGUGCUGGGCCAGCACAUGGCAUCUCCCUUUCUGGAAAAAGAGGUGAACACGUGUGUUAGAGACCUGAGGGGCAUGGCCAGCCGCUGCUAGCUGAGGCUCUGAGGCUGACAGGGCUACAGGUACCUAUUCUACAGCUACUGUUAGCCAAAUGUAUCCGAGUUAG